Molecule: messenger RNA, 766 nt
Organism: Suillus subalutaceus
Lineage: Eukaryota; Fungi; Basidiomycota; Agaricomycetes; Boletales; Suillaceae
Exons: 5
Coding region: 334-723 (129 amino acids)
Source: RefSeq, a predicted model, not a curated record
GGAGAGUCUAGAUGCUACAGCAAGUUUCACAUUAAUAUCAGAUAAGGUAGCUAGGACGGUAUCAGCAUAGAGUGGCAGAAAUACCUCUAUCAAUCUCGCACGUUCACCAACCACUAGUACACGUAUGAGUGCUUCGGAGCGCGGCAGCUACUACGACAGCUAACCAACAUGCCAUGCCACUGACAAUGUGGAAUGCUUAUCAAGUCCCGCCCCGUACGUGCCAUCCGCAUAGCGUUGUCGUCGCGUAUGAUCGUUUACUGCUUCAAAAGCCGGACAAGUGUCAACCAUUGAACGCGCCUAAGAUCACACCCCAGAUCCCUUGGCCUGCCCUGCAUGAAACUUUUAAUGAUAUUCUUCUUACUUCAUACCUUCAUCAUCAUCUGGGCUGCACCUGCAAGAUCUAAUACGGCACGACGGGCAUCCAUUGCCGGGGCCUCUGUCAUCACGCAGAUGGGGACUUACCCGGAUUCUUCCUCUACGGGAAGCAGUUGUCAUUUUAUCAAUCUUUCCUCGAAUUUGCUGGAGUCUGGAUGCACGGCUUCUGUGGCUGCGACUGCCGCAGGAUCGGUGACCAGCAUAAUGAUGACUGCGCCGACCGGGACCUUGGUAACGGCACCUACUACAGCAAACGAUGGAUUAUCCGAUACUUGCACGUUUAGAACGUUCAACAUUGACGAAACCUCUUUGAAACUAUAUAUGCGUGCUUACUGGGCAGGUGUAUAAAAUUCAACAGCAAUACACAGAGUUAGCGCGCAAGAACUGUGGC